Molecule: messenger RNA, 3313 nt
Organism: Lepidothrix coronata (blue-crowned manakin)
Lineage: Eukaryota; Metazoa; Chordata; Aves; Passeriformes; Pipridae
Gene: LRCH2
Product: leucine rich repeats and calponin homology domain containing 2
Exons: 22
Coding region: 1-2304 (767 amino acids)
Molecular function (GO): protein binding
Source: RefSeq, a predicted model, not a curated record
AUGGCGGCCGGGCAGGGGGGCGGCGGCGGCAACAACGGGAGCGGCGGCGGGAGCGGAGCGGCGGGGCUGGGCAUCCCCGCGCACCUCACCCUCUCCUUCUCGGCCGGGCCGCACUGGGGCGCGGCCGCUCUGCCGCAGCCGCACACGGUGCGCAGCCUGGAGCGGGCCCUGGAGGAGGCGGGCAGCUCGGGCAUCCUCUGCCUCAGCGGGAGGAAGCUGCGCGACUUCCCCGGCAGCGGCUGCGACCUGAGCGACACCACGCAAGCGGAUCUUUCAAAGAACAGAUUUACUGAAAUUCCUCCUGAUGUCUGGCUAUUUGCACCACUGGAAACUUUAAAUUUGUAUCACAACUGCAUCAAAUCCAUUCCAGAAUCUAUUAAAAACCUGCAAAUGCUCACCUACCUUAACAUUAGUCGAAAUCUUUUGUCGACGUUGCCAAAAUACCUGUUUGAUCUUCCACUGAAAGUUCUGGUUGUCAGUAAUAACAAGCUGGUCUCCAUUCCAGAGGAAAUUGGGAAGUUGAGAGAUCUGAUGGAGUUGGAUAUUAGCUGUAAUGAACUUCAGGUCCUUCCCCAGCAAAUAGGAAAAUUGCAGUCACUUAGAGAAUUGAACAUAAGAAGAAACAAUCUCCAUAUGCUGCCAGAUGAACUAGGGGACCUUCCCUUGGUAAAGCUGGAUUUUUCGUGUAAUAAAAUUACAGAAAUUCCAAUUUGUUACAGAAAGUUACGUCACUUACAAGUUAUACUUUUGGAUAACAAUCCAAUGCAGAUACCACCAGCACAGAUAUGUUUAAAGGGUAAAGUACAUAUAUUUAAAUUCCUCAGCAUCCAGGCGUGCCUCAGAAUAGACAAAAAACCAGAUUCUUUGGAUCUUCCAUCAUUAGGUAAACGAGUCCCCUCCCAGCCACUCACAGACAGCAUGGAGGACUUUUAUCCCAAUAAAAAUCAUGGACCAGACUCUGGCAUUGGAAGUGAUAAUGGAGAUAAAAGGUUGUCCACAACAGAACCAUCUGAUGAUGAUACAAUCAGCCUUCACUCCCAGGUAUCAGAAUCAACAAGGGAACAGACAUUAAGGAAUGACAAUCAUGUCAUGGGAAGCAAACUCGAUCCACAGAAAGACCAGGAGGCCUAUGACUACAUUGAUCCAAACGCAGAAGAGGGAGCUCUUCCUGAGCAGGGAGAUGCACAGAUUGGCACAUUGCUCUCCUAUGUCAAGGAACGGGGAAAACAUCCUGAGAAAUCCCAGAAAAUAGAACAGAAUGAGGACUGGGGAGAUGAAAAAAGGCUUCAGAAAGAACAGCUGCUGGCUGAAGAUGAUGAUGAACUCAAAGAAGUGACUGACUUGAGAAAAAUAGCAGCCCAGUUACUCCAGCAAGAACAAAAACACAGACGAAGGCCCUUAAGCUAUAGAACUUCAUUCAGUGAGAAACUCUUCCAGAGGACAAGGGCGGCAGGACGUGCAUCCAGGCUUCUUAAUCACUCAGUUUCAGUAAACACAAGGAACAGGCCAAAGCAACCAAUGGAAUCUGAAAAAUGUGUCUCAGCAAAUGAAGUGAAUUCCCCAGUGUCCCCGUACAGCUGGCAGCCACUGGAAAACCAGAAGGAUUCAGUGAAUGAACAGCAUUGGCCAGAAACACAGCCAGUGAUCUGGCAGAAUGAAGAAAGAAGGAGAAGUAAACAAAUUAGAAAAGAAUAUUUCAAGUAUAAGUCUUCCAGAAAGAGUUCAAGUGGAAAUGAAAAUGAUGAGCAAGACAGUGAUAAUACUAAUGUGUCCCCACAGUCUCCUGUGUCGUCUGAGGAUUAUGAAAGGACAGAUAGUAACACUCAUGGUCCAUUUGGUCUCAAACCAAGGUCAGCUUUCAGCCGUGCCUCACGCCAGGACUAUGGAGCCGUGGAUCCUGGAUUUACAAUGAGGAGGAAAAUGGAACAUUUGAGGGAAGAGAGGGAACAAAUCAGACAGCUUCGCAAUAACCUUGAGUCAAGGUUGAAGGUGAUUUUGCCAGAUGACAUUGGAGCAGCGUUGAUGGAUGGGGUGGUUCUUUGCCAUUUAGCCAAUCACAUAAGGCCACGAUCUGUUGCCAGCAUUCACGUCCCAUCACCAGCAGUGCCUAAGCUCAGUAUGGCAAAGUGCCGAAGAAAUGUUGAAAACUUUCUCGAUGCUUGUAAAAAACUGGGCGUUCCACAGGAGAGACUUUGCCUGCCUCAUCACAUUCUGGAGGAAAGGGGUCUGGUGAAGGUUGGCCUCACAGUUCAAGCUCUGCUUGAGUUGCCAGCACUGAAAGUAUCUCAGCUCUCCUCUGUGUGACGUGACUUCUUGGAAGCUCGACAACUUCCCGUUUGCUCUGUUGCUAUGGAUUGCUCUGAGGCAGUUCAGCCUCCUAUGUGGGAACACCCAAGCCAUCAAAAACUAAUAUCUGUCCAGAUGCUGUAGAGAGCCUUACUCUGGAGCUGUAUGUGAAAACCUUGGAGUCAGUUCGCAGUUGAAAGACCAUAAUUAAUCUUUUUUUUUUUUCCUAAUUGGAUGUACAAAGAGAUUGUGGUAGCACCAGGUUCUCUUUCUAGUUAAGUUAAAAGCUGCCAUUUGACAUCUCAGUGUUACAGUUAAAUACUGGAUUCCUGUUUUUACAUCGCAAAUGUUUGAAUUAUUUGAGAAGUACAAAGCACACCCCCCGUCACUUUAAUCUCUCGAGUCAAUCAUUUGAUUUAAAGGUAAGACAAAAAUGUAGCGAUGGUGUGAUGGUAAAAAUGAGCAACUGAUCACUUGUAAUCCCCUUUCACUCUCUGAAAGCUUAAUAUUUGCGUUCUUUAUUUUUUGCACUCCUGAUUGUAACUUACGCACUUCUAACAUUGCCAGUAUUGAGUCUGAGUGUCUGGUGAUUACACAAAGCAGUAGACAAUGGGAAAAGGACACGUUUCAUUGAGUUUUUCCAGUCUUCUAGGUUGGUGCCAAAUAUUUUUUUUUCAGUUGUACUGUAGAUUGUUUACAUGUGAAGUGCCUGUGUAAUUGAUAAUUCUUAAUAGUCUUAAACAUUUUUGAAAUUUCCUUGUUUAAAAUAGAUGAAAUGGAAAUUUUUUAAUAUUUUAAUAGUUUUUUUGUAAAAUCAGUAUGUGAAGAUUGAAGUAAUACUUCACAUUUUUGAUGUUGGGUGUUUUAAGUUUGUUGCACAAUUUACUUGGUUAUUUGUUGUCUAAUAAUUAGAAAAUACUGUAAAUACUUUUUAUUUAUGAUAUUUAAUUUGAUAAUACCUAAUUACUUUUGGUUUAACGUAUUGUUGGACAAAAAAAAAAAAGCUGUCUACUUUUCUUUGUUUGGG